AUGAGGAUAAAUGUGUCCAGCAGGGAAAACCAGAUCCACAAUCACUUUUUCUUGGAGGAACUCAAGAAGGUUGGUAGGGAGGCAGGAGUACAAGGGAAGGGGACAGAAAAUCCCACAUCUCUGUACACCGGUGAUGGUACUGCUCUCACUGUCCCCAUUUUUCCUGCCUUUCUGCCACUCCACAAGAGAAAAAAAAUUAUAGGUAAAGGUGAUAAAUUGGAUGACAAAGUUAAAAGAAUUGGACCACACAUAGAAAUCUUCCAAGUGUUCAGAGAAAGAAGCAAAUUAAAAAUUACCAAAAAAACAGUUAAAGCGAUCAUCACUCUGCAGGCACAUGUCAGGGGAUGGCUUGAACGCAGAAGAUUUCAACGAAUAAAGACCAAGGCUCUGUAUCAUGGACCAAAUUUGAAAGCAGUUUUGAACAUGUAUCAGGUGCAAAUCCACCGUGUUAGACAUCGGCUUGGUCUUUGGAGGACAAGACAAGUCAUAAACUUUGUAGAGCUAGAGGAAUGGAUGGACAGGAAAAAAUUCUAUGAAACAAUGUUUGCCAAGAGAGAAGACUGGCAAGGAUUAGAAAGAAGUGAGCUCCUUAAGUAUUUCAAUGACUGUGGCCAUUUCCCAACCCAGCAACAAGUGGACGAUUUUUGGGAACUGUUCCAUAGAGGUAAAAAAAGGAUACAUUCUGAAGUAAUCAAAAAGUCUACUGCAACUGAAAUGUUAUUUACAAUGUACCCUCCGCAAGGUGCUCACGUGCACAGUUGUAAUUCACAACUUAAGUCAACUUGGUUGAGACCUAUUGUAAAUGGAGAGGAAGGCUAUAAAUAUAUAGUAUCUGCGAGCUCUACCUGGUCCGCCGUCUUCGUCAAGCCCGAUAAUGGCGCAGGCCACUGGCGGCCCCGGGGGCCUCCUCGUUUUCUGUCCGUUUAUGUGAAGGGAAAGAUUCCUGCGCCGGCUGGAGAAUGUGGAAGG
This is a messenger RNA of Castor canadensis (American beaver), 969 nucleotides long. The record is from RefSeq and is a predicted model, not a curated record. NCBI's taxonomy places the organism in Eukaryota, Metazoa, Chordata, Mammalia, Rodentia, Castoridae.